This is a messenger RNA of Acanthopagrus latus (yellowfin seabream), 2236 nucleotides long. It is a transcript of the gene dph1, whose product is annotated as diphthamide biosynthesis 1. NCBI's taxonomy places the organism in Eukaryota, Metazoa, Chordata, Actinopteri, Spariformes, Sparidae. The record is from RefSeq and is a predicted model, not a curated record. The transcript has 12 exons. Gene Ontology annotation, biological process: protein histidyl modification to diphthamide. Gene Ontology annotation, molecular function: 2-(3-amino-3-carboxypropyl)histidine synthase activity. Bases 84 to 1385 code for a protein of 433 amino acids.
CAUCGAUUGCAUCGGUGUUCGACUUCUCUCCACUCACCGAUCUGCACUCGAUUGGCUUCGCCUUCCCGCUGCUCGCGUGUGUCAUGUUUGGGAGAGGAAAAAACAUGGCAGCGCCCACGAGUGAAGUCCAAAUUGUCCCUGCCAAAAAGCCCACAGUGCGAGCACCACGGCGGGUAGCCAAUCAGAUUCCAGAUGAAAUCCUGCAGGACCCGGAGAUACAGGAGGCGAUCAAAGCCCUGCCUGCAAAUUACAACUUUGAGAUCCACAAGACGAUUUGGCGAGUGAGGCAAGCAAAUGCUAAGAGAGUGGCUCUGCAGCUUCCAGAGGGCCUACAGAUGUUUGCCUGUGUCAUCGCUGACAUCAUCGAGAAGUUCACGGAGGCGGAUACCAUCGUGAUGGGGGACGUGACGUACGGGGCCUGCUGCGUGGACGACUUCACCGCCCGAGCCCUGGGAGCCGAUUUCAUGGUGCACUACGGCCACAGCUGUCUCAUUCCCAUAGACUCCACAGCGGGUAUUAAGAUGCUAUAUGUGUUUGUGGACAUCCAGAUGGACAAUGCACACUUCCUGGACACGGUCAAGUUCAACUUCUCCCCUGGACAGUCUCUGGCACUCGUCAGCACAAUUCAGUUCGUGGCAGCACUGCAGGCUGUGAGCACAGCCCUCAAACCAGAUUACGAUGUGCUAGUCCCGCAGUGUCGCCCUCUGUCACCAGGUGAAAUUUUGGGCUGCACCUCACCUCGCUUGGACCGCCAUGUCAACGCCAUCAUUUAUCUGGGAGAUGGAAGAUUUCACCUGGAGUCAAUCAUGAUCGCAAACCCAGAUAUUCCUGCCUACAGGUAUGAUCCCUACAGUAAGGUGUUCACCAGGGAGUACUAUGACCACGAGGCCAUGCGCUCCUUGAGGCUCCAGGCUAUUGACAAGGCUCGAUCGGCCCAGAGAUGGGGCCUGAUCUUGGGCACGCUGGGCCGGCAGGGAAGCCCCAAAGUCCUGGAGCACCUGGAGUCGAGGCUUGAGUUGCUGGGCAAGUCCUUCACUCGAGUGCUCCUGUCGGAGAUUUUCCCCAGCAAGCUGGAUCUGAUGCAAGAUGUAGAUGCGUGGAUCCAGAUCGCCUGUCCACGCCUCUCCAUCGACUGGGGCACAGCCUUCUCCAAACCCCUGCUGUCCCCAUAUGAGGCAGCUGUGGCUUUACAGGAGGUUGGCUGGAAGGAAGUAUACCCCAUGGACUUCUACUCCAAUCAGAGCCUGGGGCCGUGGGCGCCCAACCACCCUGACAACCAACCUGUGCGGCCCACUCGGAGACAGAAACAAGGCUCAGAGCCAGCCCCUCCUACCAAGCAGUGUGGGCAGAGCCAGUGCGCCCCCUGUGGCUGUCAAGGGGAGUGAUGCAUCGUGAGCGACUCUGUCUGUGCAGACGACUGAAGGGGAGGUCAAACCAGAGAGGGAGGAGAGCCUGUUUUUGUCCAAACAGUCAAUCAGCCAGCAGAGCUAAAGCCAGAGAGAAGCCCUCAGCCGCUCCUCAAACGGAUUACCAGCCAUAAAUAAUCCCUCGUUCUACAGCGCAGCAGAUCAAACCAAAAUUCAUUGCUCUUAUUCACGUACCCUGCAUGUGUUCUGAGCUCAGAAUAUAUGUAACUGAGAGCGUUGCCUGCACGUCAGGUUCCCAUGAAGGAGCCGAGAGAGGAGAUCUUCCCUCACAGGGGAAAUGUGUGGGCCUCUCUGUAAUGAAGACACUGCUUUUGUGAUUGUUGAAGAGAAAGCACGCGAAAAUGACCUUGAGCACGUUGUACGGAAUUAAAGAGGCAAUUGUCAAUGGUAAUGUGGGUGGCUCUAGUCAGAUGCAAUCCCAUCACAGGAGUUUCAGUCACAGACAUAUUAUAUGCAGCACUUUAUUUGUUGUACACUGUGUGACUUUUCACAAGGAUGCUGUGAUGAAACACGGUAUAAAAAUGGGAUGCAUUAUGACAUAACCCUCUCUCACCGUCUUGUUUUUCUACUCAGUUUCUGAAACAAUAAAUCAGAAAAGUAACCCUGCGUCUUUAUGAGUGCAUUUGAUAAACGCAGCAGCAUGCUGCGGGAAUGGGUCUGAGUUUUGUUUUGUGUUUUUUUGUUUUUUUUCAAGGCAGAGGGUAUGAGUUUCCAGAUGCAUGCAGUGCUAGUCACGACUGCUCUCCAUCCUCAUUUUUUAUUGAUGGGGGAGUCUGUCAAUAAGUAAAUAAAUAAAUAAAUGAACACUC